AUGAAAAAUGUUUUUAAAAAUAGGAACGAAAGAGAGAAAUACCAUCUGCAUCGCUACAAAGCAAGGAAACACCCCGAGAAGUACCUAACCAUAAUCUUAGAUGGUAUGGAUCAGUCUAAGACUGAUAUUCCCAAUGUUUGUCGCAUAUGCAAAUCAACAGCCAACCUUCAAAAGCUUCGUACACAUUUGACCGGCGCGAUAGUACACAGUGGGCUGUGUCUGAUGGGGAAAUUCUACCUUGGUUUUUUUGACAUGUUUCAGUGGGACCAUGACAGCAACUUGACCAACAAUAUCAUCCUACAAACGCUGGAAAUCGUUAACCGUCGGUAUGGUUUGCCACCAGUUUUUCACCUUCAAUUGGACAAUUGCUGGCGAGAGAAUAAAAACAGACAUGUUUUUACGUUGUUGUCUCUUUUGGUUGAGUUAUCAAUUUUUGAUAAGGUACAGUUAUUGCUUCAAGUUUUGUUUCUUAAUUCAAUAUUAAGAGCUAAAAUUCGUGCGCCUUUUUUACUUUGGCUACUGUAUAUCAUCAAGGAAUUCAUGGGUCUUGUUUCCAUCAAGCAUGGUUUCGUUUAAAAAAACUUGGCAGAUCUAGCAUAAUUAAUGAAAAUAUUUUAUAUCAGCUAAUGAUAAGAAAGUGAUUUGCAAAAAAAUAAUAUAUCUCCUCGUAACAUUUUUAGAUAGCAAUUUAAUAUUUUCAAGAAACCUACCUAGGAGCUUUACCUACGAGGAUAUAAGGCAGUUAAUUUUCAAAAACAAUUGAAUGAUCUUAUAUAUUAAUGAUAAUUUUUAUUGAUGUAUCUUUUAAAAUAGGUUAAAGGUAACUUCCUUCCAGUUGGCCAUACGCACGAACAUAUCGACGCGUUAUUUGGAAUAUUUUCAAAGAAACUUCAGAUCCAGAAUAUAUAUACAUUUGAUGGUAAGUUUUGCUUUAAUGUAACUACAAUCAUACAGUAACUGACAUUGUAUGAGCUAUAGGACCAUACGUCAAAACAUCGCAAUUCAGUAAGUUCAAUCAAGAGCCGUUAUUCGAUUAUUUUUUAGAUCUGUGUCAGUCAUUUGAAGGGUGCACAGACAAACCACACCCCGAGGCACAUAGACCAGAAUGGAUGUAUGGCAUUAAAGAGUGGCUACAACCUCACAGCCACGACCUACAUCAGCAUGUGCAGCCACAUUGUUUUAAGUUUGUGAGGAACCCCGAAGGACAAGCGGUAAUGUUCUACCGAAAAUGGAGUGGAGAAGCUUGGAUGGGUCCAGUAAGAAUUCUUAAGGCAAGUUAUUUCUUUAAACAACCUAAUUAUUCUGCAAUUCAAAAAUUGAAGCUGUGAUUGCAGUCUCAGGUCGUUCCCAUGAAAUGAUGAGAUUCAUAUGUUUUCUAUUUCUUAAACAGGGAACUUAAACAUUAAGUUAACCCUAUUCCAAAUACGUUUUUAAACUAUUCAAAUGAUGAAAGUUAUUGUUGUUUUUAAGCGUUUAUUAGCAAGUGGGAACGACCAACAUGGCCGCCAUCUAUUUAAAUGGGGGUAACCGCUGGAAUAUUCUUGGCUUCAAUUUUACUAAAAGAGAUGCGCUAUCUAGUGUAUAUAAGAUAUCUAUGAACAACCCACGGUGAACCUUUAUUUCAGGGAAAAGGAACCAGCCCCACUUGAAGAGGUAUAUAAUACAUGAAAUACAUGUAUGCAGCCCCAAUUUCCAGUCACAGUAUUAAAAAUAAAAUCCGUACUUAUCUGUCUGUCACUUGAAAAAAUUCGCACUUGGAUUGACAGUAAUUACUGAUGGAAAAUGCUGGCUUGUCGUUAGGUAAUUGUACAGUAUAUACAAUCAUUCUGUGACUGUCAAGCAUUAAUAUAAAACAAUCAUUUUAUGAACUCAUAAAAAAGGAUCGUUAUGACAACAAACAAGCUAGCAAUGGAGAAUAAUAUUUCCCUUCAUAAUGCGGAAUAUAUAACACAGGCAAUAUGCAAAAAUAACUAUUUGUCAUGGCAACCCCACCUUCUAACAAGGAAUAAGGAAAAAAUACCGUGGAGCGACACCUUGCCAAAGCGGUCUAUUAUUGUAUUCAACUUUCUUUUCGAUGAAAGUGGAAAUUCAGGAAAACACUCGCAGAUUCCUUAAGCGUUGGCGGAAGGAGAAUACAAACAAGUGAAAUUGGUAUUAUAUACGUACUGUAAAUAGAUCCCGACGUGAAAUGCUGCAGAAUAUGUGGGUGAGGUUAACUUUUCAGUAUAAUUGUAGAUAUUUAGAUUUUCUCACACGUUUGACAUCCAGUAAGCAAAUUUUAAAAAUAUAUAGAUCCGCUUUUAAAAAUUUCAGAAUUUUCAAUAUUAUAUGUAUUUUGCUGCAUGAGAACGUUCACCAAAAAUAUACAAUUUAUAUAAUAUUUAAUAUGUUCAUUCUGAUAAUUUGGUGACCAACUAUAAUUUUGCAAUCCGUUUUGUAUGUACGAAAGUAUCAGAAAUCAUAGUCUAUGCAGUUUUAAGUACAUCUGAGAUAUAAGUGGUUUAAAUAUUGAGGCCGUAGUAAUUGGCUAAGCGCUGUUGCGGACUCCCUGCCAUUAAUUGUAUUAUAAUUAUUUACAAGGCAAAGCUAAUAAAUUAAAUUAAAUUAAUUAAUUGAAAAGUAUCAGACUUUUUAUACUUUGCACUACCAGUCUCUGCAGUUUUAGGUACAUUUGAGAUAUCUCUCAAGGAUUUCAAAAGUAUCAGAAUUUUUGAUACUUUCGACUACCAAUUUCUGCAAUUUUAGGUAUAUUUGCGAUAUUAAGGAUUUCAAAAGUAUCAGAAUUUCUGAUAAUUUGGACUACCAGUCUCUGCAGUUUUUAAUGAUAUUUGAGGUAUAGAGGAUUUCAAAGGUAUCAGAAUUUCUGAUACUUUGGACUGCCAGUCUCUGCAGUUUUAAUGAUAUUUGAGGUAUAGAGGAUUUCAAAGGUAGCUAUCAGAAUUUCUGAUACUUUCGACUAUCAGUCUCUGCAGUUUUAAUGAUAAUUGAGGUAUAUAGAGGAUUUCAAAAGUAUCAGAAUUUCUGAUACUUUGGACUACCAGUCUCUGCAGUUUUAAUGAUAUUUGAGGUAUAGAUGAUUUCAAAGGUAUCAGAAUUUCUGAUACUUUCGACUAUCAGUCUCUGCAGUUUUAAUGAUAAUUGUGUAUAUUCUGGUUUUGUUCUUGAUUUUAUUUAAUAAUUACUACAAUUACCCUCUCCUUGCAUAACUUUGAAAAUGUAAUGUAAUGACUCACUCUAGUAUGUAAUACUGGACUAUAAAAAUGUAUAUUCUACUGUAUCAUACCAUAGUUGGUCACUCCAGAAUGUUUGACCUUCACUGAAUACCUUGAGCCCAGUCAACAAUCAGAUGAUAAUCGAGAAGAAUCCAAUAGCCAAUGUAGUGACACAGUGAUAGAAAUUGGUGAGUUCUCUGGAAGUCCAGAAAAUGUAGAUCUACAAACUCUAGAAAAAGUACCAAACAGUCAAAAAAGUGAUACAACAACAAUCACCUUGAGUUCACCAAGUCAUAUGAUUACCAUGGAUAGCCAAGACCGUUCACCAACUAAGUUACCAAAUGUUGCCGAGAAAGAGUGCCAAACAAUGGACGGUGUUUUCCUCUCAAUAGAAGAGUAUGCUUCUUUACUCCAGAAAGCAUCAUUUUGUCCUAAUUUCAGUGAUAAUCUCAUUAAAAUCCGGUCUCAUAUUUAUCAUUUCUCAGAACCAGAAAUGGAUCCUACUGCCUUUGAAAGCAUUUGCAGGGAUGCUGGUGCUGAGAAUCUCUAUAAUUGUAUAAAUAAUGCUAUAUGUUCUAACAGAAUGUCCACUGAACGCAAACAGCUUAGUAAACUUCGGACAAUGGUUAUUAUUUAUAUCAUGGUGUAUUCACAGUCCCAAAGAUUCAACUCAUUUCAAGGAGCCUUGUCGAGAACCCUUCAACAGUUUGGUAUCACUGAACAAGGACUUCAGUCCCUCCGAAAUCUCGGUAUCGCUGCCCAUCCUCACACCGUAAAAGCCGAAGCAAAGUUGCUUCAUCAACACAUUCAAAUCAUGUCGUUAACUUUAUUGAAUCGGAAGUAG
Paramuricea clavata is the source of this 4056-nucleotide messenger RNA. The record is from the annotation of a GenBank genome assembly. Lineage: Eukaryota; Metazoa; Cnidaria; Anthozoa; Malacalcyonacea; Plexauridae.